AUGGUGUAGUUAAAAGAUGGAACUAUUUUGGUAAAAGAACAUUUAUCUAAUUCUGCUUUUGUUGCUUAUACUGAUGAUUCAACUAUACAUAUAGCUUCUGGUUGUAAAUGGCCAGCCAUGACUGUAAUUAUGAAAUUAGUUGAGUAGGGUAAACUUAGCCUUACUGAUAAAAUUUCUAAAUUUUAUCCAAAUAAUGAAUUCUCUUAAGAAGCUAAUGAAGUUACCCUUCUUCAAUUAAUGACACACACUAGCGGGUUUGGAUAUUUAGAUGAAUGGUUAUAAGCUCUUGAUUUAACUCUUUAGGAUUCUGUUUUAGGAAUUGCAAAAGGAGGUACAAUAAAUGGCAAACCAGUACCAAGAGAUAAUUUAUUUAAUACUCCUGGAACAACUGUUAUGUAUGGGGAUGUGAGCAUGUAAGUAGCUGGCGCUAUUGCUGAGAAAGUUUCUGGAAAGGGAUUUAAUUAGCUAUUUUAAGAGGUUUUAGCUAAUCCUUUAGGCAUGGUAAAUGCUAGAUUUACUGCUUUUGAUGGAGAGAAUGGUAAAAACGUGGCUAUAGCUGAUGGAAUGUUUAUUAGAAUGAUUGAUUACGCUAAUUUUAUGCUCAUGCUAAUGAAUGGAGGAGUUUUUUAAGGUUAAAAAAUAUUGGAAUAAAAGACUGUAGAUAUAAUCCUUCAAGAUUAUACGAGCAAUUUAAAAGUCGAUCCAAGUAAUUUAGAUGAGGCUAUAAACGGAAAAUUGAGUUUUGGAAUUGGACACUGGAUAUUAAAAAAUGGUACCUACCACUCUUCUAAUGGAAUAUACAAAUUUUAUAACUACUUUGAUACAACAAACAAUUACUUGGCUAUUUUCUAUUUGAAAACUGAUAUAGAUGAAGAAGAUGAAUCAGAUGAUCUAUUUGAUGAACUUUCUAUUAAAAUCGAAAAUAUCGUAAAAAAUAGCAGUUUUAAUUUAAUAACUAGUUUAAAUAUUUUACUAUUAAUCAAUAUUAUUAUCUAUUUGUGA
Molecule: messenger RNA, 1002 nt
Organism: Tetrahymena thermophila SB210
Lineage: Eukaryota; Ciliophora; Oligohymenophorea; Hymenostomatida; Tetrahymenidae
Product: beta-lactamase
Exons: 1
Source: RefSeq, a predicted model, not a curated record